GGCGUCCUUUGCCAUGUCCUCUAACCGGCGGCCGCAGGCGCCCGGCGCCGUGCUGGCGCAUGCGCUGUGCUGCCCCGCGUCCGGCGGUGGGUGGCGGAGCGGGGCGCUUGGCGCAGCGCAGCCAUGGCGGGGGCGCUGAGGAAGACCACUGGACUUGUAGGAUUGGCUGUAGCUGAAAACCCUCAUGAGCGCCUGCGAAUACUGUACACAAAAAUCCUUGGUGUCCUGCAAAACAUUCCCAAAGAUGCAGCAUAUAGGAAAUACACUGAGCAGAUUGUAAAUCAGCGAUUUAAUUUGGUGCAAACGGAGACUGAUGUGCAAAAACUACAGGACAAACUGAAUAGUGGUCACAUAGAAGAAGUUAUUGUACAGGCUGAAAAUGAGCUUUCCCUGGCAAGAAAAAUGAUACAGUGGAAACCAUGGGAGCCUCUAGUUGAAGAACCUCCUUCUGACCAGUGGAGAUGGCCAAUAUAAUUUUCAAAAUGGUGUAACAUCUUGAAAGUGGAAGAAAAAAAAAAAAAGGUUAAUUACUAAUCUAUUGUUACUGACAGCUAUCUUUAAAUUAAAGAUAAUAACUUCAUAAAAACAUGUUUUGUCCUAAUGUUCGCUUAUAUUUAGCAAUCUAAAGACUGCUUUCAGUUUGUUGCAAAGAUGGUUGUAAAAAAAUUCUUUUCACCUGUUCUACAACCUUUGGUUUAUUUCCUUUUGUAAUUUAUUAGUAACAGGGUAUUUGUGCCUCAUUCCGUGCUAUUUUUUAUAAUCUGUAUUUGUAUGUUAACAAAUACAGAUAUUAUAGGCCAUUUGAAAUCAAAAGUUGUAGAAAAGUAUGAUCCUGCCCUUUUCUCCCACCUUUGGUUGUGUAUUUUUGCCAGCCACUGCCAGUGUCUUUGUGACCAUGCAGAUACUGAGAUCAGGGAUCUGAUGUAAUGAAAACUUGGCUUACCAAAACCAACACUUUUUUAGAUUCCAGCUGAAUCACUGUCUUGAACUGGCUGACUUUGCUGCCCACAUAGAUGCUAAUUCUGACUCAGGGGAAGCCCUGGGAAUACCCAGGAUUGGAGGGGUGAGGGGGAGAAGGAAGACUACCCUUGAGGUGACAGCAGGAACAGCUUUUUUGGUUAGCAGGUAGGUUACCAUACUUAACAUAAUACACAUGGCACAAACUUUAGUAUUGGGGUCUUACAAAGGCUUUGUAUAUAAGCAUGUAUAUACUUUAUCGAUUUAUUUGUAUAUUAUUGAUUCAGACCUUGAAUAUUAAUUAGUAAUAUGAAAAAAAUAGUGGAUCUUUCUUGACACAUCUGGCUAGGUUCUUUCAAACAUUUAAAUGGAAACAGUGCCUGCCUCUUCUGAAAACUUCUGUUUACAGAUUUAAGCUUAUAAGCCCCGAUUAAAAUACCCAAACUAGAUCU
Molecule: messenger RNA, 1409 nt
Organism: Harpia harpyja (harpy eagle)
Lineage: Eukaryota; Metazoa; Chordata; Aves; Accipitriformes; Accipitridae
Gene: NDUFA5
Product: NADH:ubiquinone oxidoreductase subunit A5
Exons: 5
Coding region: 124-474 (116 amino acids)
Biological process (GO): respiratory electron transport chain
Source: RefSeq, a predicted model, not a curated record